AUGAAUAGGCCCCUGUCCGUCCAAGUAAAUGUUUUCGACAAUUGUGGCGGCAUAGUGAUUGGUCUGUGCAUCUCUCACAAGCUAGCUGAUGGAUCUUCAAUCAUGGCUUUCAUCAACGAUUGGGCUACUGUUGCGCGCGGUAUUUCUAGUAAUGAUCAUUGUCGGCAAAUAAAAGGUCCAACUUUUGAAUUGCAAUCUCUUUUUGCAGGGAAAGACUUACCAGGUUCUACUCCCCCAACCUUACUUGUGACAGAUGAAGUAUUAGUUGCUAAGAGUCUCGUGUUUGGGGCUUCCAAAAUAGCUGAACUCAAGGCAAAAGGCAUAAUCCGUGAAGAAUCCAGUGAUGCUGUAGAACAGUGCCAGCCAACUCGUAUUGAGGCCCUGUCGGCUCUUAUAUGGAGGUGUUUCAUAGAUAUAGAUCAAGCCAAAAACAAGGGAUCUGCUGCAGUAAGCGAUUACGAGGCGGCACAUGCAGUAAAUAUGAGGACCAGGAUGGUUCCAUCGUUGCCAACAAACUCUUUUGGGAAUAUGUAUACCAUGUCGCGUGCAAUAUGCGUUGUGAUGAAUGACGAGUGCACUGCCACACGAGAUCUCGAUUUGGUGGGAAAAAUCAAGGAUUCCUUUAAGAAAAUCAACAGUGACUAUGUAAGAGAACUGCAAAGUUCGGAUACCGGCUUAAGUGCCAUGGAGACGGACGGAGAAAAUAGGUUAAGGGGUCAAACAGUGAAGCUAAACUUCAGUAGUUGGUGUAGAUUUCCAAUAUAUGAAGCAGACUUUGGAUGGGGAAAGCCAACAUGGGUAGGUGCUUGUACUGCACCUCUGAAGAAUCUUGUUUGGUUGAAGGAUACUAGUUCAGGAGAUGGAAUUGAAGCAACAGUUAUCUUUGGUAAGAAUGAAAUGGCUGAAUAUGAGCGUCAUGAGGAACUUUUAGCAUACAUUUCUUAA
Molecule: messenger RNA, 945 nt
Organism: Papaver somniferum (opium poppy)
Lineage: Eukaryota; Viridiplantae; Streptophyta; Magnoliopsida; Ranunculales; Papaveraceae
Product: vinorine synthase-like
Exons: 1
Coding region: 1-945 (314 amino acids)
Source: RefSeq, a predicted model, not a curated record